AUGGCGCGGCCGGUCUUGAAGAUCGUCCUGGGGGCGAUGCUUUUCUCUCCGGCAACGUGUCUCAUGUCGUGGUGGACGGAGCUGAGCCCUCAGAUUGCGAUGCAAGAUCCUACAACGCUCAAAAUCCUCCAUAGCGCGUGCAAUAGUAACUCCACACCCAUAUUCCCCACGGACGGAAAGAAUGCGUUCGACUUGCAGAAAACUCCUCGGAACGGUUCAGCCCUCGCGGGAGCGGGAUGGUAUGAUACGGCACAGUUGCUGACAAUGGCAUCGAUUUUCUACCAGACAGAGGACGGGUCGAUCGUCAACGGUUACUUUGAGUGCGACAUGUCGACAGGCCUCUACGACAAGAAGGGAGAAUACACCAUCUCGUCUACGGCGAAUGUGAAAUCCAUCCAUGACGAGACAGGUCUCGCGGUCGAGCUGCUGGGGUCGGAAAACGGAUAUCGCGUAUUCUUCCAUGAUGAGGACAGAAGGGUUAAUGUCAUGGCAUACACGGUCAAGGACGACUGGCGAUGGAAGGGCCGGAUUUCUCAAGACCAAGCGAAUUCGACGGUGCUGACCUCAACGCACUCGGGCCAGCUGAACAUGUCUGUCGUCUUUCCCAAAGACGCUGAAACCCUCGAAAUCUCGAGAUACUUCAAGGAUGAAACUUGGCAUCUCGCCACGUUGCCUCGGACUCUCACCAACGACACGCUGACGAAUAACACCGACACAGCCGACAUCGUCGUUGACUCGUCUCUCACGCCCAACCUCACGUUGACGGCCUGGCCGACAAACUUGACGCAUUUGGUCGCCUCCGUCGACGGAUCGUACGUGAGGAGUCUAUUUUACCUCGGAACCGAUUCCAAACUUCAUCAAAUUUCAAACGUCAACGGGGCAUGGACGAUGAUGUCAGAGCAAGAUGAACGGCUUUGGCCGGUGGCUGACGAUGCCGGAGGCGCGUUGACAGUGACGAACAACUUCGACACGAAUGAAGUAUGGCUUUGGUACCGCUCAAACGGCAGCUGGGCACAGCUUUACCACGGCACUGACGGCCUCUGGACACAAGCCAGCGUAGUUCCCAGCUUCAACGCGACGAAGACGGCCGAGAAUGAUCCGAACGGGACGUCGACAGCAUCGAGCGCAUCCGCCAAGCCGGCAGUCUUGUCCACUGGAGCGAAAGCUGGCAUCGGAGUUGGAGUCACUGUGGGAGUUAUUGGCUUUGCGGCAGUGGUGGCUCUGUUUUGUGUCCGGAAAAGACGGCAGCAAAGGGCCUUGAAAGAAGCGCGCCUGAAGGAAAUCGAGGCUGCUAACGGACACACGUCUCCCGGGAAUAGCCUCCAAGGAUCCGGCGGAGUGGGGCCGUAUACGGAGUACGGGAGCCCAGAGAAUCCGACAGAGAAGCUCGGAACGCAGAUACUGGAGGCCGACGCCACACAACCGCCACAAGAACUGGAUGUAGGCGAAGUGUACGAGCUUGUCGGAGAAGGACACUUAGGAGAGAUGGAUGCGACAGGGCAGAACGGUGCAUGA
Colletotrichum siamense is the source of this 1515-nucleotide messenger RNA. RefSeq lists its product as uncharacterized. Lineage: Eukaryota; Fungi; Ascomycota; Sordariomycetes; Glomerellales; Glomerellaceae. The coding region runs from base 1 to 1515 and encodes 504 amino acids. The record is from RefSeq and is a predicted model, not a curated record. The transcript has 4 exons.